AUGAAGGCAUUCGAAAAUGAAGAUUGCCCUAGUGAAGUAGAGGAAGUUGGAAGGGAGAUUGUUAAAUUAUGCAAAGGACUAGCAUUGUCCAUUGUUGUGAUUGGUGGGAGUCUUCUAAACUCUCCCAGGAAUGUAGGAUAUUGGAAGAGUGUUGCCAAAGAUAUAGAAUCAAGUCCCAAUUCAAAAGAGAAAGAAGAAAGCUUAGAUGUAUUGUUUUCGAGUUAUAACCACUUGCCUCCUCAUCUAAAGCCUUGCUUUCUUCAUAUUGGAGUUCUUAAGCAUAUAAAUUAUGCGAACCUCAAUAUCUUGAGUAUCAUCCAACUUUGGGUUGCUGAGGGAUUUUUGAAAUCAAAUGGAGGCCGAGUAUUGGAAGAAAUUGCAGAGGAUUACUUGAAGGAACUUGUCGAUAGAAAUCUGAUAUUGGUCGUCAGACGAAGUAAAAAUGGGAAGAUGAAACGUUGUGAUAUUCAUGAUCUUAUGAGAGACCUAUGCUUAAAUGUAGGCGAGCAACAAGGAUUUUUUCAUGUGACUCAAGGCCCUGUACUAGGCACAGAACGACGCCUCUUAUAUAACAAAGCUACCUGGCGGAGAGAAACUUCCAGACCCGUACUUGCACGCUCUAUCAUGAAAUGUAAAUUUCAGAAAGAGUUUUCUUAUAAACAUAGAUUGCUGAGAAUUUGGCAUCUACACCGUCACAUGCCAGUUGAAGAAUCAUUAAAUGGGUGUGUUAACUUGCGCCACCUUGCUUUGUGGGAUUCUGUUUACAAAGGUGUGUUGAAGCUUCCUAGUUCACUAUCCUUCAUAUGGAAUCUACAUACUUUAAUCUUUCAUGGUCAUUCAUUGAAAGUUAUUGCACCAAUGGAAAUAUGGAAGAUGCGACAACUCAGGCAUAUCCAGUGUUAUCGAAUUUGUGUUCCUCAACCCGAUGGACAAGAUGACUUGUUAGUCUUGGAAAAUCUUCAGACAUUUCGGGAUGCAGUGAAUUUGAGGUUGAGUGAGGAUGUGUGCAAGAUCAUUCCCAACAUCAAGAUUUUGCAUCUACAAUAUAAUGAUUGGGUGCGAGGUUACGAUGAUAGUUUGAUUGAGUGUUUGUGUAAUCUUGAUCGCUUGCAUAAACUUGAAUCACUCAAACUGGAUGGGUGCUGGCUCCAGAAUUAUAAGUUGAAUGAGGUACUCACAUUUCCCAGUUCGCUAAAUAAGUUGACCUUGAGUAGUUUCCAAUUUGAAUGGGAUGAUCUGACAAUGAUUGGUUCGUUGCCCUUGCUGGAAGUUCUCGAGGUACGUUUAAACUAUGUCAAGGAGGAAAAUAGCAUGUGGAGUCCUGUUAAUGAGCAAUUUCAACGCCUCAAGUUCUUGAAAUUGUAUGGCUGUGAGCUGACAUGUUGGAAUGCAGAUAGUUGUCAUUUCCCAAUUCUGGAGAAGCUUCUUAUUUGUUAUCUACAUAAGCUGGAAGAGAUCCCAUGGGGUAUAGGUGAGAUACCAACACUCAAACUUAUUCAGGUGGAUCGUUGUAGUAACUCUCUCGCGAUUUCAGCAAUCAAAAUAAAAGACGAGCAGCUCGAGUGUCAGGGCAAUGAUGACCUUGAAAUCCAAAUUCGUGUCGACGAAGAUAAAUUGGAGAGCUUCAUGGCAAUGGUGGAAACCGAGGGCCUCACACUUAAUAAUGUUCAAUUUAAUACAAUCUAG
This is a messenger RNA of Salvia miltiorrhiza (redroot sage), 1686 nucleotides long. RefSeq names its product putative late blight resistance protein homolog R1B-17. Gene Ontology annotation, molecular function: alpha-tubulin binding; ADP binding. The transcript has a single exon. The record is from RefSeq and is a predicted model, not a curated record. Lineage: Eukaryota; Viridiplantae; Streptophyta; Magnoliopsida; Lamiales; Lamiaceae. Gene Ontology annotation, biological process: protein folding. Bases 1 to 1686 code for a protein of 561 amino acids.